AUGGGACCUCGUCGCCACGCGCUGGACCACGCUCGGAAAGCCGAGGCGGCGGCGGCCCUGGCGGGAGAGGCCCGCGAGGCUGCCCCCUGGAUCGCCGCCGCCAACGACGUCCCGGGGCCCGAGUGCGCUCCCCCCCAGCCCCCCUCGGCUGGCUCAGGUGUCCUGGACAGCCCCGGUGACGUCUUCGGGUUCGGUCGGGUCAAGCGGGUCGUGGACUUCCCAGAGGUCCCGCGGGAGAUGAUCGAGCUGCAGUGGGCCGUCGUCGGUCGCUUCCCGUGGAGGCGCAAGGGGGAGAGUAUCGCCGUGUACGAGGCUAGGGCCACCCUGUACGGGUUUCGACAUCUCCUUCGUUCGUCUCGGAACCUUGGGAAGCACGUGCUGGUCCUGGGGGACUCGCAGUCGACGGCCGGGGCGGUGGCGCGGUUUCGGAGCGACAGCCGUAGCAUGAUGCGGGUCACCCAGGCGAUUGCGGCCCUCUCGCUCGCGACCGGUUCGGCCUUGCAUUAUCGAUGGUUGCCCUCGGAGUGGAACGUCGCGGACUCUCCUUCCCGAGGCCUCUGGGCUCCAGCUGCUCCGAGCCCGCUCGAUUUCUCCAAACAUGCCCCCGCGGGCCAGACCCGCGCCGACCUCGACCGGCGCACGGAUGGCGCCGCCGGCGGCGCCUGCGGCCCCGCUGGCCUCGCCGCUGGACAGGCGGGGGGCCACCCGUGGUGCCAUGGCGGCGAACCUCUCUACCCAGCCGUUGCCCGCCCUCCUCCAGCCAAGAGGAAGCGCCAGACGGUGGCCGACGUCGCGGCCCGGCGGAGGGCCUCUGCCGUCACAGUGGGGGGUCUCACGGUGCUAGAGAGCGCCUCGGUUCGGCCUCGGACGCGGCAGAAGUACCAGUCGCUGUUCGCCGAGUUCCUGGCGUGGCUCGCCGUCCCGGUGGCAACCUCCGAGGCGGGCGUCGACCAGCAGCUUGUGGGGUGGCUGGACGCGCUGUACCUGGGCGGCGAGAACCUGGGCUCGGCCCAGUGGGGCUUCGCGGCGGUGACGUUCUUCACGGGCCUCCAGAAGUCCGCGGGGGCCCUCUCGCGGCUUCCGCUGCCGCGCGAGGUGGUGGCCCUGAUCGCCAACGAGCUGGUCAGGUUGGGGAAGCUGCCCUGCGCGAUCGCGAUCGUCGUGAUCUUCGAGCUGUACCUUCGGCCAGGCGAGAUCUUCAACGUGAGGGGCGUGGACCUCAUACCCCCAGUGCCGGGCGUGGCAAGCGCCCCCUGCUGGGCCAUCACGCUUCGCGCGCAGGAGGUCGGGAGGUCGUCAAAGACGAACGAGUUCGACGAGUCCAUGCGCCUGGAUCUGGAGCGGCGCGCCCCUCUCGGUCCGGCGCUCAAGGCCCUCUGUCAGGGCCGGAGCCCGCGCUCGCCGAUCUUCGACUUCGCCCUGAAGGACCUGGCGACGGCGGUGUGCGGCGUCGUGCGGAGCCUCAAGCUGGACGAGUACCUCGGCGACGUCCACCUGUACCAGCUCAGGCACGGCGGCGCCUCACGACUCCGCCGGGGGCUUCAGGGGCCUGGAGGGCGUGAGGCGCCGCGGGCGCUGGCGAAGGGCAGCCGCAUCGGCCAGGUGCUGCUCAAGCUGCCCGAGGACCUUCGCGCCCGCGCGCUGUCCUGCGAGCGCUCGAUGGCCUCCAUCGUCCGCUUCUUCCUCGAGGUCUUCUCGGGGCCAGGGCGGCUCGGCCAAGCAGUCGCGAGGGAGGGCGUGAACGUUCGUCUCUGGGACGUGGAGCUGGGUGCCGAUUACGAUCUUCGUCUGGCUCGGAACCGCAGCCUCAUCAGAGGAUGGAUCCGCUCAGGCAUCGUGAUCGGCGCCCACUUGGGAACACCGUCAAACUCGUCUCCCAUGGGCCUCGGCGACCUGAACCCCGCCGACGCUGACAAGGUUCGCGUCGGCAACUUGUUAAUGUUUUUCUCCGUGGCGGUGAUGCGGGAUGCUAUGAUGUUGGGAAUACCAGCUACUCUUGAGAACCCCGCCCGGAGCCGCAUCUGGAUUUGCCCCGCCAUGCAGAGACUUCAAACAUCCAACAUGAUCAAUUUCACCGUCACCGAUUUCUGCAUGUGGGGCGCCCAGUGGAGGAAGUCGACCGGUUUCCUCAGCACGGGGCUGUGCAUGGACGCCCUCGCCGAGGCUCGCUGUCUCGGUGCCAAGCGUGGCCUGUGCAAGCGCUCCGGCCAGCCGCACAUCCCCAUCCAAGGGAAAAACGACAAGGGUGUAUUCUGGUCCAAGAUCGCCGAGCCUUAUCCUCCUGGUCUUUGUAAAGCCCUGGCUUCUAUCUAUUACAAUGCGUGGGCCUCGUCUAGAGCCGAGUUGUUCAACAAGAAGGACGUCAGCGAGAGCGAGCCGGACGACAUCCAGCCGGACGAGGACGACUCCAGCGACCAGCUGAGCGACUCGGAGGCUGAUCUGAAGACGGCGAAGGCGCACAUUUCGGAUGCGUCCUCCAGGAAGUCUGGCCCCACGCCCAGCGGCUUCCGCGGCAGCGCCGCCGCUACCAGAGGCGGCGGCCGGGCGCCCCCCAUGACCGCCAGAGGCAGCGCCAGUGCCCAGCCAGCAGGCGCCGCGGCUGGCGCACUCGCGCCUGGCGGCGCGCGAGGAAAGCACCGGCGAGUCCAUGAUGCCGCCAAGCAUGUCUUGCCGUUCUGGUCUAUGCAGGCGCGCGCGUGAUGCGGAGCGGCGGCGCAGCUCGGCGUGGCUCCACGGCGAUGGGCCCGCGCCCGGGCGGGUGCCCGUGGGGGGCACGCCGGACCCCGGCGCAGGCGUACGCGUGACAUGUGGUCGCGGUGUUCACG
Messenger RNA from Prorocentrum cordatum, 2825 nucleotides. Lineage: Eukaryota; Dinophyceae; Prorocentrales; Prorocentraceae. The record is from the annotation of a GenBank genome assembly.